Messenger RNA from Saccharomyces kudriavzevii IFO 1802, 1860 nucleotides. It is a transcript of the gene DBP1, whose product is annotated as putative DEAD-box ATP-dependent RNA helicase DBP1. Gene Ontology annotation, molecular function: RNA helicase activity; ATP binding; RNA binding. Bases 1 to 1860 code for a protein of 619 amino acids. NCBI's taxonomy places the organism in Eukaryota, Fungi, Ascomycota, Saccharomycetes, Saccharomycetales, Saccharomycetaceae. The transcript has a single exon. Gene Ontology annotation, cellular component: nucleus. The record is from RefSeq and is a predicted model, not a curated record.
AUGAAUAAUUUGUCCCAAAAAGCGGCUGGUUUAAGCAUUAACAACAAAGAGAAUGGUGACGAUGGCGGCAAACCUUCGUAUGUUCCACCACAUUUGAGAGGUAGCGGUAAACCAAUAUUCAGAAAAACCGGCCCUCCAAGAGAUGACAGGAGCUCAGGUGGUGAUUUUUUCAAACAUACGGGAAGGCAAAGUGGAGACAAUGGCGGUUUUUUUGGUUUUUCGAAGGGGAACAGUGUAGGAUCGAGUACAAGCUAUAACCGCGGAGGCAGUUCGGGAUUCAAGUCAUCAGGAAACAGAUGGGUAAAUGGCAAACAAGUACCAGGGCCAAAAAAUUCAAGGUUGGAAGCCGAACUUUUUGGCGUACAUGAAGACCCCGAUUACCACUCAUCCGGUAUCAAGUUUGAUAAUUACGACGAUAUUCCUGUAGAGGCAUCUGGCAAAGACGUUCCAGAGCCAUUAUUAGAGUUCAAUUCUCCUCCUCUGGAUGCGCUACUCAUGGAAAAUAUCAAACUUGCUGGGUUCAAUAAACCCACUCCAGUUCAGAAAUAUUCUAUUCCCAUAGUUACUAAAGGUAGGGAUUUGAUGGCUUGCGCCCAAACAGGUUCAGGUAAAACAGGCGGAUUUCUGUUCCCUCUAUUCACGGAAUUAUUCCAAAUAGGACCCUCCAGCGUGCCUGAAAAGGCUCAUAGCUUUUAUUCUAGAAAGGGAUACCCAUCUGCUUUAGUUCUUGCACCAACUAGAGAAUUGGCUACCCAAAUUUUCGAAGAGGCAAGAAAAUUUACGUACAGAUCAUGGGUCAGACCAUGCGUUGUUUAUGGUGGUGCACCGAUUGGUAAUCAAAUGAGAGAGGUUGAUCGUGGCUGUGAUUUACUCGUGGCUACUCCAGGGCGAUUGAAUGACUUAUUAGAACGUGGGAAAAUUUCCUUGGCCAACACCAAAUACCUUGUCUUAGAUGAAGCUGAUAGAAUGUUAGAUAUGGGGUUCGAACCCCAAAUUCGACAUAUAGUCGAAGAAUGUGAUAUGCCUUCUGUAGGUAACAGACAAACUUUAAUGUUUUCCGCCACAUUCCCAGUGGAUAUACAGCAUUUAGCUCGUGAUUUUUUAGACAAUUACAUCUUUCUGUCGGUAGGAAGAGUUGGCUCCACUUCUGAAAAUAUAACGCAAAGAAUUUUAUAUGUGGACGAUAUGGAUAAAAAAUCUGCGUUAUUAGAUUUAUUAUCUGCCGAGCAUAAGGGUCUGACCUUGAUAUUUGUUGAAACGAAGAGAAUGGCUGAUCAAUUGACCGAUUUUCUAAUCAUGCAGAAUUUCAAAGCUACUGCUAUACAUGGUGACCGUACACAAGCUGAACGUGAACGUGCUUUGUCAGCUUUCAAAGCUAACAUAGCAGACAUUCUAGUUGCGACUGCUGUAGCAGCUAGAGGGCUGGAUAUCCCAAAUGUCACACACGUCAUUAAUUAUGAUUUGCCUUCCGAUAUUGACGAUUAUGUUCAUAGAAUCGGUAGAACCGGUCGUGCUGGUAACACCGGUGUCGCUACUUCAUUCUUCAAUAGUAAUAAUCAGAAUAUCGUGAAAGGUUUGAUCGAAAUUCUAAAUGAAGCCAACCAAGAAGUUCCUGCAUUUUUGAAUGAUAUGUCGAGGCAAAAUUCAAAGGGCGGUAGACCUAGAGGCGGAGGCGGUGGGGGUUUCUUCAAUAACCGCAACAACAAUUCAAGAGACUACCGUAAACAUGGGGGAAAUGGUUCCUUUGGAAGCACGAGGCCAAGAAAUACAGGACCAUCGAAUUGGGGCUCCAGUGGAGGCGGAUUCAGAAACGAUAACGAAAACGGCGGUUUCGGAGGUAGCAAUGCUUCCUGGUGGUAG